AUGGAAAGGAGAUAUUACCUUAAGAAAAACGAUAAGAUAUUUAAAAAAGUUAAUAUUGAGGAUAUAUUAAAAUUGAUUAAUAAUAAUGAAAAUGGGAUAAGGGAUAAUAUUAUGCUUAUUCUUUACAUAUGUAACAAUCUGGAGGAGGAUCACUUAAAUUAUAUAUAUGACGAUGUGCUUAUUUUAUAUCUCAAGUUAUUACCCAUAUUAGAAAAGGAAUUAUUAGAAAAAGGGGAAGAUAGGAAUAUGGAAAAUGAAAAGAAUAGAAGAAACAAACAUGUAUACAUUAAAAAAGAUGAUGUUGAGGAUGAAUAUUUCAUAAGAAUGAAAAGAAGAAUUUUAAAAUAUAAUUAUAUCAUAUUGCAUUUGUCUUAUUUUGUAAGUUUGAAAAAAAAGAAAAACAAAAUUGAAACAUUGAAAUUGUUUUUGUAUUAUAUACAUAUGUUAACAUUUUUAUCUUUGAGAAAAUAUAUACAAAUUAGAAAUAUUGUACAUAUAUAUAAUACUCAAAAUAAGCAUAAUAUAAAUGAUACUGAUUAUAUAAAUGAUACUGAUUAUAUAAAUAAUAUGGAUUAUAUAAAUAAUAUUGAUUAUAUAAAUGAUACUGAUUAUAUAAAUAAUAUGGAUUAUAUAAAUAAUAUGGAUUAUAUAAAUAAUAUUGAUUAUAUAUAUAAUGUAUCCAAAUUUAAAAAUGGGAAACUUAUAAAAAAUAUACAAAAAUCUCAUAAUACAAAUCACAAGGGUGGAAAAACUUAUGAGAAUCAAGAAAAUGUUGUAUCGUUUUAUUUGUUGUAUAUAAAUAUUUUAUUAUCAUUCCUUAUAUAUGUGUAUAAAUUUAAAAUAUGUAAUUUUGUAUUAAAUAAGAUUGAAUUUAUACACAUUUCUAAAUAUACGAUAUAUAUUAUUUUAUUAUUUAAUCAUAUAAGAAAAGAAAAUACUGACAUGGAAAAACACUUUUUAUGUUUUUAUGAUUAUGUAUAUGAAGUAAUGGUUCUUUUCUUGGAUCAAUAUUAUCAUUAUUAUUAUAGUAUAUAUAACGAGGGAAAUAAUAAUAUAAUAAAAAAAAGAAAUAACAAAAUAAUAAAAAAUAAGAACAAUAAUAAUAAUAUAAUAUCCUUUUGUGCUUAUUAUAAAAAGGUAAUUUUCUUCUUAUUCUCUUAUUUGGAAAGGUUUAAGGUUUUGAAAUAUAUAGAGAAAUACAUUAUGAACAAGAAGAAAAAUAUUUUAUAUAAUAUAACAUUAUUAAAUAUAAUAAGAAAUACCAUUCAUAUUCAUUUUUUUGAUAAGUCUUUAUACAACACAAAGGAUGAUUACAUUAAUUUUUAUUCCUUGCGAUUAAAAAGUGAAGAGUUAAUAAAAGAAGAAAAUCAAGAAAUUGGUAAGAUACAUGUUGGGAAUUCAAAUUAUAUAAACAAUAUGUGUCAUAAGAAGAAUAGGAAUGAUAUAUGUCUUAAUUAUUAUAAUAUAAAUAAUUUAUUGUUUUUGAAAUUAUUAAAUGUGUGCGAAUUAUUAUUAAUUAAGAAAAAGAACUAUAAAUAUCAAGAUAAUAUUGUAUAUAGAAAUAAGAAUAGAAAUGAUUUAUAUUUAUGUAUAUACAUAUAUGAGAAUAUUAUUAGCAUAACAAAGAAAACAAUAGAAUACAUGAUAGGUUUUAUUAAAAAUGAAGAAGAUAUAAUAAUAAAUGUUGAGGCAUGUAAUAAAUAUAUAUGUUGUAGAUUAUUUUUUUUGUUUGAAUUUUAUUUUAAUAUUAUUGUAUAUAUAUUAAAUAUAAAAUAUAAGAAUAAUAUGGAACAUAUUGUUUGUAAUAAUAAUAAAAAGAAUAAUAAAAUAGAUGUUGUAAAUAAUUGUAUUCUUGAUAACGUUUAUAUUAAAUAUUUCUUUGAAUGUUCUUUAUAUUAUAUAUAUGAAAUUUAUAUAUUACUAAUAUUAUCGUUCCGUUGUAUACAAAACUUUGAGAAUGUUCUGAACGAAAAUCACGAUAUGUUUGAUUUUUUAAAAAAAAUGUUAAUUAUUAAAAGGAUAGAGAAUAAUUAUAUAUUUAUAAAUAAUCUUACUACUUUGAUAGUACACUUUUUUUUUUGGUUACCUUCAAAAAAUGAGAAAAAAAAAAAAAAUAGAACACAAAAUAAAGAUGUAAUACAAAAAAAAAAAACAAAGGAGAAGCAAAAGAAUUUAUAUACAUAUUCUUCCUUUCGUUUAUCUAAUAGAAUGUAUUUCUUUAACAUGUUGAAUAUUCAGAAUAAAAGGUUGAAUCGCUUUUUAAAAAAUAUAGAUACACUAUAUCAUAGGAAGAAAUAUAAUAAUGUAGUGGUUAUUAUAAAAAAUGUUAAUAAAUAUGAAAAUGUUGAUUUUUGUGUAUAUGAAAGAUAUUGUAGUGAUAUGUUCAUCAAUCCUAAGAAAAGAAAUAAUUACACUGUACAUAAUAAUAUAUCCUAUGAACAUGAAAGGAAAAAUAAUAAUAAUAAGAUAUUUUUUAAUAAAGAGAGAGGUUUUUAUAUAAACAUAAAUAGUUAUGUUAAAUAUAUAUACAAUAUUUAUAAUGAAAAAAAUGAUGAUUUAUACUUAAAUGUGAGUAAAACAAAAAAAAGUAAUAUUCUUAUGGAAAAGAAGAAUCAAAUCAAGAUAAAUUUAAUUAAUUAUAAUAGCAAUUGCCAUAGUAAUUGCCAUAGUAAUUACCAUAGUAAUUACCAUAAUAAUAAUAAUAAUAAUAAUGACAAUGAUAGGAUGAUGAAUAUAAAUAAUUUUAGUGUAUAUGAUUAUUACUUUAAAAACAGAGAUGAAUAUUAUAGAAAAAUACAUUUUAAUUUUUUAAUUAAUUCUAUAUUAAAAAAAUAUAAAGAAAGAAAGACAUACAUCCCAAAUUAUAAUCAUUGUAAAAAUUUUCUACAAAUGUAUAUUAACAAGGUACAUUAUUAUGGAAACAGCAUAUUUAAUAGUAAACAUAUCUUUAAGAAUAACAUUUAUACGUUUAUAAAAAUGAAUGUUAAUAAAAAAAAAAGGGAUGAGACGUUAGAAAAUUUGGUACCUUUGAAGAAGAGAUUCUAUGUGCAAUCAAGAAAAAGUAUGAAUGAAAAAAUGGUGAGUGUUGGGUAUAAUAUUUAUAAGAAAAUAAACAAUAAUGAAAAUAAUGAUGAUGAUGAUGAUAAUAAUGAUGAUAAUGGUGAUAAUAUUAAUGAAAAUAAUGAUGAUAAUGAUGAUGGCAAUAAUAAUAAUAGUAGCGAUUAUAUCCAUAAGAAAAGAUGUAGUUCAAAAUAUAACCUAUUUAACAAAAUAUAUAAUAAUAAAAUUGAUUAUAUAAGAAAUGAAGAUGUUUAUUUUAAUUUUUUAUUUAACAUACAUUAUCUUCAUAACUUAAAUGAUCAUAUGAAUGAAUACCUUUUAUUAAAAAAGAAAAAAAACAAAACAAAAAGAUUUUUUUCUAUAUCUUUAAAUAUAAAAGAACGUCUGUGGGGGAAAACACAAAAUCAUAAAAGCGCUAAAGAUGAUAAAGAGAACGAAGAAAAGAUAAAGAAACUUAAGAAAAGUAAUAAGAUGAAGAAAUUAUAUGAAGACAAUAUAAAAGAUAAUAAUUUACGUGGUUGUUUACAAAAAGAGAAAAAAAAAAUAAAAAGUUGUAUUUUUAAAAAGUUAUGUAAUUCUAGUAUAAAAGAUGAAGAUAUUCUUUAUUUCUUAUUUAUUAAUUAUAAUUAUUGUAUAUUAAAUUAUAAAAAUAAUAAAAAGUUAAAACUUUUUUUAUUACACAUUCUAGAUAUAUUUGCAUCCUUAAUAUGUUAUAUGAAUAUAUAUAAAUACAUAUGUUCCUUUUUAUUAUUUCUUAUAUCGUAUAUUGAGAGGAAACCAAUAGAAUAUUUGUAUCUUUCUGAAAUUUUUAAUGGUGUCUAUAAUGAGCAGUAUAUAAUAAGAUCCUAUUCAAAGGACGACCAUGCAAAUGGGAAAAAUAAUAAUAAAAAAAAAAAUAAUAAAAUAAUAAUAAUAAAAAAUAAUAAUAAUAAUAAUAAAAAAAAAAACCAUCAUCAUAAUAAUAUUAAUCAUAAUAAUAUUAAUCAUAAUAAUAUUAAUCAUAAUAAUGUAGCGAAUCAGUUUGUACAAAGUGAAGACAUAAAAAAAAUUAUAAAAAAUGUAAAAUGUGAUAGAAUAUUUUCCGAUUUUAAUGGGAAAGAUUUGUCAAAGGAGGAGAAUAAUUUUGCUUACAUUAAAAAUAAAUCCAAUGAUAAUAUAAGGAAAAGAAGAAAUUAUUUUUAUGAAAACAUUAAUGUGAAUAAUAUAUUAUUUAAUAAUAUAAAAAUGAAUGAAUAUGAUUAUAUAGAAAAGGAUGUAUUAGAUUAUAUGUUCCGUAUAAAAGAAGCAAGAAACAAUAAAUUACAUAACAUGAAAAAUGAUGAUAACAAUAUUUUGGAUGUGCGUUAUACUAUAUUUUAUAAAAAUAAUAAAAUAAUAAUAAAAAUAUUUUUAGAAAUUAUUGAAAAAAUAAAAAUGAUUUUAUGUUGUAAUAUAUUUGAUUAUUUAUAUAAAAAUAAAAGAACAUAUGGAAAAUAUGUAAGUUUGCUUUCUUUUUAUUUUUAUAAAUUUUAUUUUGUAUUAAUACAUGAGGAGAUAUGUUUCAAUAGAACCAAGAACAAUAAAUAUAAUUCUAUAUAUAGAGAUAUAGAAAGUUACAUUAAUAUUAGAGAUGUUAGUAGUAGUAGUAGUAGUAGUAGUAGGGUUUACAAACAAAGCAAAAAGGAUAAUAAUGGUGAUAACUGUUGUUAUAAUUAUGAGUACAUGUGUUCAUUUUAUAAAAGCGUUAUGCUUAUAAAAAGUAAAAUUAUAGAAAUAACACCUAUACUUUCUAUAAAAUAUUUAACAAAAUGUGAUUUGUACAAUAUAUGUAAGCAUGAUAUAUUGAUUGGAUUAAAGGAUAAAGAUUAUAAGGGAAAUACUAAAAAUAGGAAGCCAUAUGAUGUUAUAAAAAAUAAAAGUGAUGUUAUUAAAAAUGAAAGUGAUUAUAUUAAUAUUCCAAAUGAUUUUAUUAAUAUUCCAAAUGAUGUUAAUAUUUUUAAUAAUGUUAAUAUUCCAAAUGAUGUUAAUAUUUUUAAUAAUGUUGAUGGGUUCCAGGGUUAUCCCCAUUAUUACGAUUUCAUAAGUGAAGAUAAUUUAAAAAAGUUAUACAUAUUGAUCAUAUAUUAUAUUGAAGGUUUACGAAAAAAAGAGAACAUAUUAUUUAGCCUAUAUUUAUUGAUAGACAAGAAUGUAUAUAGAGAUAAAUAUUUACAUAAACAUAUAAAGAAUUUAAUAAAAUAUAAAAUAUAUAGGUAUAUAAACGAAAUGAAUUAUUUUAAUGAUUAUGAUAUGAUAUAUUCAAUAUAUUUUGUAUUAAUAAAUAUAAUGAAUUUUAAUAAAAUGAUAAGAAAUUAUUUAUAUUAUAUUUUUGACAACAUAUGUAAGAUAAAAUUAAAUAUUAUAUUUGACAAAUCUUAUUUAUUUUGUUUUUUAAAGAAUCUUGAAAAGAGUAGUUAUGAUUAUGCUUAUACAAAAAUCUUAUAUGAUGAAAAGAAUAUUUUAAAAAAUGAAAUAGAUAAGAAAAAAAAUAAAAUGAUAAAAAUUAUAUAUAAAGUGAAUUUAUAUGUAACUAUAAAUUAUUUAUUAUAUUUUAAAAUAUUGAAUUCAUGUAAAUUAUAUUUAUAUUUAUAUUCUUACUUUUAUUAUGAAUUCUAUAUUUAUUCUUUUAAAAAAUAUAUUAAGAAAUAUAAUGUAUAUUUUUAUUUUGAGCGUAUGAAAAAGUAUGUACCUACUUCAAAUACAUACAACAUUACAAAAAAAAAAAAAAAAAGCACGGAAAAUAUAACCAUGAGGAAUAAUAAAAUGAAAAAUAUAAACGAAAAAAAUGUAGGUGAAAAAAUUAUAGAUAGAGUAACUAUAUCGGACAAUAUUAAAAAUAAUAUAUGUAAUAAGAAAUUAUUUUCAUCAUCCCAUGAUAAUAUAUUGGAAAAAUCAAAUGAUAUGAAAGGAUUGUAUAAAAUGGAUAAUGUAGAUGUUAGAUCCUCCCAUGGAAUCCGAUUUUUUGAGAAAGAGAGCAUGUGUCUUUCGGAUGAGCACAUGAUGGAUGAUGAUAAAAAAGGGAAUUUAUCACAUGAACGGAAAUAUAAAAAGACAGAUGACAAUAUAGAAAAUAUUGAAAGUAUUGAAAAUAUAGAAAAUAAAGAAAAUAAAGAAAAUAUUGAAAAUAUAGAAAAUAUAGAAAAUAAAGAAAAUAUAGAAAAUAUAGAAAAUAAAGAAAAUAUAGAAAAUAUAGAAAAUAUAGAAAAUAAAGAAAAUAUAGAAAAUAUAGAAAAUAUAGAAAAUAUAGAAAAUAAAGAAAACAUUGAAAACAUUUUUAAUAUUGAAAACAUUUUUAAUAUUGAAAACAUUUUUAAUAGUUGUAGUAAUAAUAAUGCGAAGAAGAAGAACAAAAUAGACACUGCAAAUAUAAUUAAUGAUGACAAAGAUGAGGUUGAUAAAUAUAGUAUGGUGGUACGACAAAAUAAUAAAAAGAUAAGGAAUAAAAAUUUGACGAAUAGGAAGAAAAGGAAUUCUACUUUUUUUUUAAGAGAAGAUAAUAAUAAGUUGAACGAAUUUUUUGAUAUAAUACAGAAUAAUAAUAAUUAUAAUAAUAAAAAUAAUGAUAAUUAUAUGAAGAUAUUAAGAAAAGCAAAAGCUAGCAAUACAUAUAUAUAUAAUAUAUAUGAUAUAAAAAUAAAUAAACAAAUAAUAUAUCAUAAGAAAUAUUUUAAAGAAUAUAUAAAUAUUAUUACUUUUGUUAUAUGUAUAUUUUUAUGUACUAAUAUUAAUAAUUUAAAUAUGAGUAUACUAAAUCAUAAUUAUAUAUAUUUUAUAUCAAAAAUUAUUAAAAAAAAUUUCAAAUUUUAUUUUUUUUAUUUUUAUUAUAAUAUAUUUAAAAAUAAACAAAAAUCCAAUAGAUAUAAAAAUAUUUAUAAUAUGAAUUUCCAUGUAAUAUUAAAUAAUAAUAUACCCAAUUAUGUAUCUGUAUCUAAAAUAAAUAUCAAGAAUAAAUAUAUUUAUGUUUUAUAUACUCUAUCAUGUAUUCUAUCAGUAUAUAAUUUUCAGUAUGCAUUAUUUAAUUAUUAUUUUUUUUUCUUUUAUAAAUAUAUUAAAAUAUUAUCAAAAUUUUCUGCUAAGUCUGUUUCUACAUGUAACCUCAUGAUUAAUAUUUGUUUAUCGGAACCUAUGGAUAUAUUACAUAAGGAAGAAGAAGGAGAUGAAGAGAAUAUAAGAAAGGACAAAAUAAAUAAAAACAAAUGUAAUAAAGAUACAUAUGAUGAUGAUGAUAAUAAUAGUAAUAAUAUGAAAGGUUGGGAAAGGAAAAAGUUCUAUUUAUUUCAUAAUUCUAACGAAGAAGAAAAAAUUAGGAAACCUAAUUUUAAUAAGAAAAAGAAAGGGAAGAAAAUAAAAAGAAGGAAUACAUAUUAUGAAAAGGGAUUUAGUUUUUGCGAUAUAUUAAUGAUAAAAUAUUAUAUGAGGAAAUAUGUAAGACUAGAAUUUGUUAAUAUAGAUAAUAUAUUAAAAAAUAAAAUAUUAAGCAAUAUGAAAAUUUUAGAUAUGUAUGUAAAAUAUAUUAAUAAUACCAUAUUAUUAUAUAUAUUUGUUAAUUAUUUAAUAUAUAUAUAUAACAAUAUUACAAUAAAAAAGAAAAAAGGAAAUUUCAAAAAAGAAGAAAAAAUUAAAAGAUUAAUAAAAUAUAAAUUAAAUAUAUUAGAAACAUAUAAAUAUUAUUUAAUGAAAAUUAUUAUUGAUAUAUAUUUAUUAAAUAUAUCUUAUUUAUGUAAUUAUAUAAUUAUUGUUUUAGAUUUCUUUUUUAUUUUUGGGGAUUCGUUAUUUAGUUUAAAUUGUUAUAAUCAUAAUAUAUUAACAGAUGUAAAAUUCGCUUAUAGAAACCAAUGUCAAUAUUAUAUAAAUAAUUUUUUUAAUAAAUUACAAAACGUAAAUACAAUGUAUCAUGUUCAUUUUUAUAAAAGUUCGAAUUUGUAUUUUCAUGACUAUAAAAAGAAAAAGAAAAAUAACAAGCACAAUCGUAAUCCAAAUUGUAAUCAUAAUAUAAAUAAUAAUGCAAAUAAUAAUCCAAAUUGUAAUCAUAAUAUAAAUAAUAAUGCAAAUAAUAAUCCAAAUUGUAAUCAUAAUAUAAAUAAUAAUCCAAAUUGUAAUCAUAAUAUAAAUAAUAAUCCAAAUUAUAAUCCAAAUUGUAAUCCAAAUUGUAAUCCAAAUUAUAAUCAGACGAAGAUAAAAAUGAACACAAAUAUGAUGAUAAAAAACAACUUUAAUUUGAACUUUCACAAUAAUGAAAACGAAAUAUCUAAAAGUAAUAUUUAUAAUACAUAUCCAUAUGAAGAUAUAAUUCAUCAGAAUAAUGACAUUUCAUGUAACAACAAUAUUAUUAUGUUAAAAGAAAAAAAUGGAACCAAUUCUUUAAAUAAUUUUUUUGUACAACCCAACAUUUCUUCUUGUUUAGAUAAAAAUAAUAACUCAGAUGAUAAUAUUAGUAUUGUAGAUGAAUAUAUUUAUAAAGAUUGUUUUAUAGAAUUAAAGAAUAUUUUAAAAAAGAAAAUGAAAGAAUAUAUUAUUAAUUAUUAUAAUAGAAAUAUUAAGAAUAUAUAUUAUCUUUUCAUAUGUUUUAAUGAUAUAAAUAAUAUUAUUUUAUUUUUAAAUUUAUAUAUUAAUAAAUAUAUUCAUUUGAAAGAUAAAUAUAAUAAUAUAAACAUUCAAUGUAUUAAUAAUAUCUAUUUAUAUAAUUCGAAAUUAUUAAAAAUUAAUUAUAAUUUUAUAUGUAUUCUAUAUUUAAGUUUGAUAUAUAUAUAUAAUUAUAUUCUAAAAUUUUUUCAUUCAUAUAGUCAUUUUGUUGAAUUGUAUUCAAAAUAUAAAUAUAAUUAUUUUAUGUAUACCAACAAAAGAAAUAAUUUUUUUACAUUCUAUAAUAUUUAUACAUAUUUGAAUACAAGUAAAAAUAAGUUGGAUCCUCACAUCGACAAGAUAAAUAAUGAAAGCAGUAAUGAUAAAUAUUAUCAUAAUAAUAAUCGUGGUGGUAAUGAUUUAUAUGAUGAAAUUACAAACAUAUGUAUAAGACACAUUUAUGAUUUUAAUAAAUUAUUAUUACAGAAAAGUUUUUUAUUCCUUUCUUUUUUUUUCUAUAAUUAUAAAAAUAUACUCUCAGAUAUAUAUUGUUAUAAUUGUACACAUAAAUAUUCUUUAGGUUCUCAGCAUGAUAAAGAUGUUUUAAAUAUUGAUAUUUCACAAUUAAAUGAACACCAGCAGGGACAUAAAAAUAAAAUCAAGUUCAAAAAAAAAAAAGAAAUAAAUAAUAUGGAACAUAUAUAUGAUGAUAAUAAGGGAAGGAAAAAUAUAUCAUCAUCGCUAGAAUUGUUUGAUCAACAUGUAUAUCAAAAUAAUAUAGAAAAUAAUAAUAAUAAUAAUAAUAUUAAUAAGUCUAAUAAACAUAAGAUCCAUAUAGAUCAAAUACCAUCCAAGAAUUACCACACAGUAGAUGCUAAUAAAAAGGAGAUCAACAAAAUUUCAUAUAAUCUUUUAUCCUAUUUUAAAAGAAAAAUGAAUAUAUUUAAAAAUAAAAAUAAAAAUGAUAUAAGCAAUACUAUCCAUAGUCGUCAUAUACAACAUGGUGAUAAUAAAAAUAUGGAUGCUUCUUCAUAUAAGGAAUUAGUAAAAGAGAAAGAAGAAAAACAUAAGAAAAAUGAAUAUAAAAUGAAGGACUAUGAAAAAAUAGAUUCGCAUCAUAUAGAUAGUAUCAAGAAAAAGAAAAAAGAAAAAAAGAAAAAAAAAAAUGAAAAGAAUGAUAAAUAUAAUAAAAAUUCAAAUGAACUUGUAGGAACAAGGGGAGAUGUAUAUCUAGAUGGUACUACACAUGAAUUUACAAAAAUAUAUAGUAAUGAUUAUGAUGAGGAGGAAAAGGAUGAGGAAGAGGAGUAUUAUACACUUAAUAAGAAGAAAAAGAAAACUUUUAAUAGAAAAAAGAAAAAAAAGAAAAAAAAAAAAAAAAGAACAAAACAUAUAAAACAAGAAAGAUAUAUAGAAUAUCAUAGUGAUAAAGAAGAAGAUUUUUCUUUAUUAAAAAACAAAGAAGAAGAUACGCUUUUAAUAAAUGCAUAUAAAUAUAUGUUAGAUUAUAAAAAAAAAAAUAAAAAAAAAAUAUAUGAUUAUAAUUUAAAAGAAUAUUUAAAUUGUAUGUGUAUUAAUAAAUAUAUAUAUAUUUGUAAUUUAAUAUAUAAUUGUUUAAUAUAUAUAUUACAAAUAAAAUAUACAUAUAAUGAAAAAAAGAAAAAAAAAAUUGCCUUCUUUUCAUCCCUUGGUAGUUUCCAAAAAAUAAAAAAUUCAUUUUCUUUAUAUAAUGAUGGUAUUAAUAAAAAUUAUAUUAUAAUCAAUACGAAGCAUUUAUUAAAUCUGGAUUUUGUGAUUCUCCAUAUUUUAAGUUUAUUAGAGAAUAUAUAUAUUAAUCUAUAUAAAUGUAAAUUAUUUACAGAUAUGUGUAUAUUUAAUAAUAUUAAAUAUAUAUGUUUAGAAAAUAAAGAAUUAAAAAAAAAAAAUAAAGACCAAAGUCAAAACAAAAUGAAAAAAGUGAAACAAAUUUUUGUACAACAUCAAAAAAAAAAAAAAUAUCUAAAUGGAAAUGUGGAGAAAAUAUCCCAAGGUAAUUAUGAAAGUGAUUUGGAUUAUUAUUUGUCGGAUGCUUUAUAUUCAUCAGGAAGUGUAUAUAAUAUACCUUUGUAUAAUAGAAGGGAGACGAAAAAGUAUGUAAAAGAUUUGAAAAAUUAUGAUGAUAAUGAUGAUGAUAAUGAUGAUGAUAAUGAUGAUGAUAAUGAUGAUGAUAAUGAUGAUGAUAAUAAUGAUGAUAAUAAUGAUGAUAAUAAUGAUGAUAAAUAUGAUGAUAAAUAUGAUGAUACAUAUGAUGAUAAAUAUGAUGAUACAUAUGAUGAUAAUAUAAAUAUUCCUUCAUGUGAUGAAAAAAAGAAUAAAAAUGAUGAUCACAUAAAAGUUAUGUUGUCAAAUUAUAAUCUAAAAAAAAAUAAUAAAUAUACAGACAAAAAUCAUCUUGUUUUAAAUAAUAAGAACCAUGAUGAUAACAAAUGUGAAACUUUUUUAAACACGUCUAAUAUAAAAGAUAAGAAUGAGAAUACAUUUAAUUAUUGUGAACCGAAAAAAAAAAACACUCGACGUACUAGUUUAAUGAAUGAAUAUUAUAUUCCAAAAAAAAAAAAAAAAAAAGGAUACAAAUUGUCAAUAAAUGUAAAGGCUAUUUCGAUUAAAGACAAUAUGAAUAAUAAAAAUGAAGAAUUUGAUAAUGUUUUAUCGAAUAAAAAAGAAAUUAAAAAAAAAAAUAAUAAUAAGAUUAUUAAAAAAAACAAGAAGAAAAAAAAGAUAAAUGAUAUAUCUUUAAUAAAUUUUCAGAAUUAUAAAAUAUUAAGAGAUAAUUAUAAAAAGAAAAUUAAUAAAAAGUUAAAGAAGAAAAAAAAAGAAUUGUAUUAUUAUAAAAAUAUAUAUUAUUAUAAUGUAAAGAAAAAAAAAAGUAUCUAUAAUAAAAAAAAUAAAUGGAAUAAAUUUUUUUCAAAUAUUUUAUUUUUUAAACAUAAAAAUAAGAAUCGUCAAAAUAAUAACAAUGGUAUUAUUAAUAAUAAAAAAAAAAUAAAUAACAAGAAUAAUAAUAAUAAUAAUAAUAUUAAAAAAAAUAUCCAUAACAAUUUACAUAGGCAUCACUAUAAAAAGAGCACCGUAAAUAGAAAUAUAGGAAUUAAUAAUUUAUUUGUUAAAUACCAAUCGAAAACCAUAAAGAAUAAAAAUAUAAACAAACUAUUAAAAUUAGAUACAGACAAAGAAGAAAAUAUAGAAAGGAUAAAACAUUUAUUUAUAACAUUUAAUUAUAAUAAAGAAAAGAAAAUUAAUAAUUAUAUACAUAAUAUAUUUACAUAUAGUUCUUUAUAUUCAAAUUUUAAUAUUUGUCCAAAAAAAAAUAUAGAUAUAUUAAAUUAUCAUAUAAAAGUAAGAAGGAACUUAUUAAAAUUAUUAUAUUCCAUUUAUUAUAGACAUAAUUUAUCAGUAAUUUAUAAAAUUUAUAAAAAGAUAGAAUAUAUAUACACAUAUUUAAAUAUAUCUUUUUAUAAUAAUUUAUAUGAAUUCAAUAUGAAAGAUAUAAAUGAGAAUAUUGAUAUAUAUUCUUUAUUUCUUAUUAUUAAGUAUUUAAAAUAUCAUAUAUAUAGUAAUCAGAAAUUAUUUAAUACAUUUAUUGUACUUAUUAUUAAUUAUAUUAAUACAAAUAUACAUAAAGUAACCAAUUUUUUGUGUAUGUAUGAUUAUUCAGAUUUAUUAAAUAUACUUAAUCAUUAUAUAAUAAAUAUUGAUAUAAAUAAUAAAUUGACAUUCAAUAAAUAUAAUCUAUAUAUAUUAAGGAAAAAUAAAAUAACAUAUGUACCUAUAUCCAAUAUAUUAUUUUUACAUUGUAACCAAUUCCGUUUAAAUGAUAUAAUAAAAAUUUUAUAUAGCCAUCCUCAAUAUACCCUAUUUUUAAAAAGUAUAGCUGUAAAUAAUUUAUUAUAUUUGUAUAAGAAAAACACCAUAACAAAUACUAUGUAUUUACAAUUAUUUGAAUAUUUAAAAGUGGAUUUAGGAAAUAGAAUAUUCUUCUUUAUAAUAUUCUUUUCAUUUCAUUCUUUUCAGUUCUUGUAUCAAUUUUUUAUGAACAUGCAAAGUUAUAUAAGGAAUGAAUACAUUGGAAAUGAUAUAAUUUAUUAUAAUAGUCCUAAUAAUUUUAACAAAGAACCAACAGAAAAUAAAAAUAUUAUACAUAAAUAUGAACAGACUCAUGACAAAUCAUUAGAAUUAGCUUUAAAUACAAAUCAUGAUCAUAAGGAAAAUAAUAUUUUAUGUAUACAUGAAAAUAAUACGAUGAAUGAUAUAUUAUUUAAGAAAGAAUUAUUUGUUAAAAAAAAAAACUUUUUUAAAGAUUUCUUUCUUUUUUUUAUGGUUAAGAAAAAUAGUUUAUUAUUAUUAUCAAAUGAUUAUAAAGAUAAAAAAAAUACAAAUAAUAGCAUAAAUAUUAAUAAUUUCAUUUUUUAUAAAUAUCAAGGUUAUGUUAAGAAAACACAUGUCUUAUCAUUAAAAUGUUCACUUAUUAAAAAAUUAUUCUUAGAAAAUUUACAUGAUAAAUAUAAAAAUAUGUUAUUUGAAUCGUGUUGCUUUCAUAACACAAUCUUUUGUAUAAGUCAACAAGCAUCAAAACUUAAUAAAGAUAUACAAAUGGAUUAUGUUAAAAUGGAAAUUCAAAACUUAAUAAAUAAUACAAAUAUCAAUAAAUUAAAAUUAUUAACAAGCAAUAAUAUGGUAAAAAAUGUUUCAGAUAAUAUCAAAAUAUUGAUGUCAGCUACACGUUCUCCUCUUUUUUUAACGUUCAAAACGAUCCCUCCUAGUUUAAACCAAUUAUUAUUUGUCCAUCCUUUUGUUCAAAAUAAUCAUGCGCAACAUAAUUCCAUAAAUAUAAAUGUUCAUAAUAUUAUUAAUCAGCUAACAUUCAAAACAAUUUCUCCUAAUUUAAAUCAAUUAUUAUAUGUCCAUCCUUUUGCUCGAAAUAAUAACAUAAAUACAAAUCGUAAUAAUACUGACCAAAUAAAUAUGUAUAUGAUGAAUAGUCAGUUGAAUAGCCAACAUUAUGACAAAAAAAUUAUAAAUAAUUUGUCAUUUAUUAACACUCAAGAAUUUACUCAAACAAAUCAACAUAUAAAUGAUAUAAAAUGUAAUUCGUGUUCAAAUGGUAUAAAUAUGGAUGAAAAUGAGGGAAAUAUAAUAAAUGAAGGGAAUAUAAUAAACGAACUGAAUUAUAAUAAAGAAAAUGUAAAAAAUGACCUGAAUUAUAAUAAAGUACAUAUUAUAAAUGACCUGAAUGAAAAUAAAGAAAAUACAACAAAAGACAUGAACUGUUCAGGCAAAAUAAUGGAAGAAGAUGAAAUGAAAGAAAAAGAAGAUAAUGAUGAGGAAAAGGAAAAAAUAUUUGAAGAUAUAUCUUAUAUAUAUAAAGUGAAUGAUGAUGUAAGACAAGAUAAAUUGGUAAUUCAAACGAUAUAUAUUUUUAUUCAUAUUUUGAAUGAAUAUAAGUUAUGUUAUAAUUUAUUUCCUUAUAACAUUAUAACAAAUAAAUUUGUUAAUAUAUAUUCUUCGAAUGAGGAGGAUGAAAAGGAUGAGAAAAAAUGGACCAUUGGAGCUAGCCAAAAAAAAGAAAAAAAAAAAAGAAAAAACAAAAGUGCAACAACACCAAAAAAAAAUAAUAAGGUGCCUAAUAAUGAUGAUCAAAUUGAUGAUAAGAGAAAGUUUUCUUUUUCUUUUAAUUUGUUUAAGAAAAAGAGGCAAGGUAAAAAUAUUUAUAAUAAAGAGAAGGGGGAAAAAAACAAAGAGAAAAUUAAUACUGCCAUAAAUGUUAAUAUUAACAAUGAUGAUAAGAUUAAUAAUAUGAAUUAUGAGGUGAUUAUUGAGAAUGAUACUUUGUUAAAUGUUAAAAACUGUAAUACUCAUAAAGAUGAAGAUAAAAUUGUUACAUAUUAUGAAAAUGAAGACUCGGUUACUGAACACGAAUUUAUUGGACAUUCAAGAAAUAUGCAUAUAUCAAAUGUAAAAAAAAAGAAAAAGAAAAAGAAUAAAUUUGAAAACUUUGGUGCGGUUAUUGAGGUUUUAACAAAUACGAAAAGUAGACAUGAUAUAGGAAAGAAAUAUCAAAAUAUAAUAAAAUUUUAUCAUUUGAAAUAUUCUAAUAUUAUUGUAUAUAUAUAUGCAUUGAAGAAUUUUAUUAGUUCGCUAGCUGCAUAUUCUUUGCUCUCUUUCAUUUUACAAGUGAAGGAUAGACAUAACGGAAAUUUAUUAUUUGACGAUAACGGAAAUAUAAUACACAUUGAUUUUGGAUAUAUAUUAAAUAUAUACCCAGGUAUAUCAAUUAAUUUUGAACUUGCCCCAUUUAAAUUAACAAGAGAAAUGAUUAUGCUUUUAACAAUAAAAAGUCAGAAAAAACAGUAUUUUAUUUUUUCCUACAUUCAACUAGUAGUCAAAGGAUAUUUAUUAUUAAGAGAAAAGAGCGACUGGUUAAUUUCAUCCAUUUUGAGUUUGUCACAUUCAGAUAUAAACUGCUUUAAAUAUAACACAGUUGAAAAGUUGAGGAAACGCCUAAAAUUAAAUAAAAAUGACAACGAUGCGAGUAUAUUUAUGAUAAAUAAAAUACAUCAAGCAUACAAUAACAUAACAACAAUUUUGUAUGACUACAUUCAAAAUAUCCAACAAGGCAUUCAAUGA
This is a messenger RNA of Plasmodium reichenowi, 15303 nucleotides long. RefSeq names its product phosphatidylinositol 4-kinase, putative. Bases 1 to 15303 code for a protein of 5100 amino acids. The record is from RefSeq and is a predicted model, not a curated record. The transcript has 6 exons. Lineage: Eukaryota; Apicomplexa; Aconoidasida; Haemosporida; Plasmodiidae. Gene Ontology annotation, molecular function: 1-phosphatidylinositol 4-kinase activity. Gene Ontology annotation, cellular component: membrane; cytoplasm. Gene Ontology annotation, biological process: phosphatidylinositol-mediated signaling; phosphatidylinositol phosphate biosynthetic process.